AUGGCAUCUGACGUCUGUCCGGCCCGUCCUGAGCCCACGUAUGUCACCAGUCCCGAGCAAGCCUUGCAGUCGCAAGCACAAGUUGACCUGAGAGCUGGAUGCCGAGCAAACAGCUUCUCGUUUACACAGGGUUUCAUUCUGGGCCAGAUCUCAGUCGUACUCCUGAUCGCAGCCUUCAUCAAGUUCUUCAUAUUCGGAGACCCCCCCUCUGCCGAGGUGACUGCCUCCCUACGAGCCACCGAAAGACGAUCGAGGACCUUGGCGCACAAGAAGUCGCUCCUCAGUCUGAGGACCGCCGGGCGGCCGAGUAGUAGGCAACACGAGCAGCAGUCCAACACUCUCAACCGGAAGAAAUCCAGCAUUUUACGAUCCGGCCCCCCGACGCUGACCAUCGGGUCCAUUCUCAGUAAAACAUACUACAAGGUCGACAGUCACCAGCCCGAGUCUCUCGACUGGUUCAACGUGCUGGUUGCCCAGACAAUAGCACAGUUCCGCAGCGAUGCUCAGCACGACGAUGCCAUCCUCGGCUCCUUGACCAAGGCCCUCAACAGCCCCUCUCGGCCCGACUUCCUCGACGAGAUCCGCGUGACAGAGCUCAACCUGGGCGAGGAGUUCCCCAUCUUCAGCAACUGUCGCAUUAUACCUGUGGAUGAUGAUGGCAUUGCGUUCCCACCCGGGAAGCCCUUCGAUGCGAAUAUGGCCACGCGUGAGGGCUGUCGGCUGCAGGCGCGCAUGGACGUUGACCUGAGCGACGCAAUCACACUGGCUCUGGAGACCAAAAUGCUCCUCAAUUAUCCCAAAAAACUUUCUGCCGUACUCCCCGUUGCGUUAUCUGUGUCGGUUGUGCGGUUCAGUGGGACACUAUCAAUAUCCUUCAUCCCCAGCAACCCGUCUCAAUCAACCCCCACCAUGAUGACAUUCAGUUUCCUGGACGACUACCGCCUCGACUUCUCCAUCCGCAGUCUGCUCGGCAGCCGAUCACGCCUGCAGGACGUUCCCAAGAUUGCCCAGCUGGUCGAGUCGCGUCUCCAUAAGUGGUUUGACGAGCGGGCGGUCGAACCACGCUUCCAGGAGAUUGCCCUGCCAAGCAUGUGGCCGCGGAAGAGGAACACGCGCGGCGGCGACGAAGUCAUUGCCGAAGCGGAGAGGUCGCUUGGCAAGGCAAAGGGCGCGGAAAUCAGCCGCGAGAUGAGGAACCAGGCGAGGAGCCAGGUUGAGGCCGAGGAGGACGCGAGGGCCGAAUGGGGCACCGAUUCGUCGAGGCGAGACUCUUUGAGGUACCGCCGGCAGCCUAGGGCAGAAGAUGUGUUCGCUGGGUCGGGCGCUAUGCCCGGGUCGAUGCCUGGCGUCAGUGUUGAUAUGACAUGA
Diaporthe amygdali is the source of this 1368-nucleotide messenger RNA. RefSeq names its product maintenance-mitochondrial morphology protein 1. Gene Ontology annotation, molecular function: lipid binding. The coding region runs from base 1 to 1368 and encodes 455 amino acids. Gene Ontology annotation, cellular component: endoplasmic reticulum; ERMES complex. NCBI's taxonomy places the organism in Eukaryota, Fungi, Ascomycota, Sordariomycetes, Diaporthales, Diaporthaceae. The transcript has a single exon. The record is from RefSeq and is a predicted model, not a curated record. Gene Ontology annotation, biological process: phospholipid transport; mitochondrion organization.